AUGUACCUCUAGACUGCGAGGAACAACGAACGGAAAAACAGCUGUAUCUCGAUUCAUCGCGUCAACGGUCGAGCAAAUUGGAGGCGUUUGAAGGUGCCUUCUCCGUUUUUCAAGAGCGAAAGACGGUGUGCAGAGCAUAUGAAGGUCCGAUCCACGUUUUAAAUCAGGACCAGUUGAAUGCAAAGCUCCGGCUUGGAUGUUGCUUCACAUGGGAGACGUCAAUAUGGCUCAGGUUCUGACGGACUGGAAUUUUACUGUUACCGUCGCGGUCAUGGUGGUCCUUGCUACCGCAUUGUACAAAUGGCGCCUGUGGAAACUUAGCUUGUUCAAGCGGAUGGGAAUCCCUGGCCCUACGCCCCACUUGAUCACCGGGAACUUCGACCAGUUGUGGACUAGCGACACAGUAAAGGUGAUGGAUAACUGGUCGAAACAAUACGGUGACAUGUACGGGAUCUACAACGGCGACGCACCCUUUCUCAUGGUGAAGGACCUAGAGCUGAUUCAGCGGGUCUUUAUCACAGAUUUCUCCCUCUUCAUGGAUCGUGGGGAAGUAUGGUCGACCAUGAGUGGGAACCAGUACAUAUGCCGCGCCCUGUCUUUCGUCGCGGGCAAUCAAUGGAGGUUCAUCAGGCGACCUGUAUCGGCGGCCUUCACCGGGUCCAAGAUGCGACUGAUGAUGCCCGCUAUGAACGAGGCUGUGGAUCGCUUCAUCGAUCUGCUGGAAGAGCGGUGCCUCAAGGCGCCUGAUGGAGCAGCCAACAUCCACGCGCUCAUUGGCUCCCUCGCUUUUGACGUGGUGGCCGAGACGGCGUGCGGUCUAUACCUGGACGUGCAACACAAGGUCAAUGACGAGUACUUCGAGUCGGCGAGGUCUUACGUUCUCAACACCGUCGAAAGUGCAUACCAGAGGAUCGGCCAGUUCUUCUCUCGGGUCAGGAGCAUCUUGGCACUCACAUGCAUGCUGGAGCGUCAUUUCGGCGGUGAACCACUGACAGCUUUGGCACGGAAGUCAGAGCCAGUCGUUGUACUCAGGGAGAAGGAUCAAAGUCUGGCUCGUGCAGAUGUGAUACAGAGUCUACUGAACACCAAGGUUCCCGAGGAGCUCCUCAGAUGGCGCCACUUCCGUGAGCGUACCGAUAACAAAGGAAACUUCUUGAUGCCUCUUAAAGAUGUCGCAACCAACGCCGCUACCCUACUUACGGCUGGGUUCGAGACUGUUUCAGCCAGCGGAUCCAUCUGCGCCUUCUGUAUUGCCAGGCACCCGGAGGUGCAGGAGAAGAUCAGGCGAGAGGUGAACGCCGUCUACGAGAAAUACGAAGGCUUCACCUACGACGCCAUUAAAGACCUCAAAUACACAAGGCAAACCAUUGAUGAAUGUCUGCGUCUUUACCCAUCGGUCAUUGCAUUCACAUCAAGGAAGGCGUCCUGCGAUUAUCCUUACAAAGACAUGGUUCUGCCGAAGGGCAUCAGUAUUAUGGCUUGCACAGAGCAAAUACAUAAGGACCCUCGAUUUUGUGACCACCCGGAAGAGUUUGACCCUGACAGAUUCUCUCCGGAACAGAAGGCAUCCAGGCAUCCACUGGCCUUCCAACCUUUUGGUGCCGGUGCCCGGAACUGCGUAGGCAUGAGGUUAGCUCAGGUCGAACUAAUCCUCAUUGUUGCGAAGCUUGUGCACAAGUUCCGGCUGCACUUAGGUUCCAAACACGCAAAUGUAAGUAAGCCUCGUGCUGUGUUCCGUAAGUACCCAUGACAGUAAAAUCUUUCG
Rhipicephalus microplus (southern cattle tick) is the source of this 1765-nucleotide messenger RNA. Its product is annotated as cytochrome P450 6a8. Lineage: Eukaryota; Metazoa; Arthropoda; Arachnida; Ixodida; Ixodidae. Gene Ontology annotation, molecular function: monooxygenase activity; oxidoreductase activity, acting on paired donors, with incorporation or reduction of molecular oxygen; iron ion binding. The record is from RefSeq and is a predicted model, not a curated record.